Owenia fusiformis is the source of this 1087-nucleotide messenger RNA. The record is from the annotation of a GenBank genome assembly. NCBI's taxonomy places the organism in Eukaryota, Metazoa, Annelida, Polychaeta, Sabellida, Oweniidae.
CCAAGAUGUCAGCCUUCGUCUGCACGUGAAAAAUUUAAAUAAUGCGAAUAAAAUUCGGAAUAAUAACACAACGACUGAUUUUGAAUAAAAUCUCGACUACAAAGUUAGGAUGUCUGUUUCACGUGAGAGUGGGAGAGUGUUUGAUGAGAAGCAAGGUUACUUGACCCGAGCUCCUAACAUGAUGACAUUACCACGAGGGGCUAUAAGACUGUCUAAAGAGGAAGUCCUGUAUUUACAACAUCAGAAGAUGAGAAACUGGAUUCCUCAAUCGGAUGUAUGGUCAUUGCGGUAUGGGUCGGGCAUUUGUUCACUAGGUGCUGCAGUAAGUGGAGUCAGCCUGAACACAUUCUUCAGGAAGCAAUUUAACUUGAUGGUAUAUGGCCGUAUGGCAACAUAUAUGCCAACAAUCAUAUUACCUAUGUUCUUCUCAGCAAUCAUGCAUGAAGUCUUAAUCACAGGUGAAAUAUUAACGGAUCGUUUCGACUGCCUCAUAUGCUCGCAGGCCAGAUCUAGUUCGGUGCAAACAAUAACCGGAUUUGUCCAGCCACUCAUGUUUGCACCCUUAACUUGCGCCGCUGCUGCCAAAAUUCACGACACUUAUAACCUGCCCCCUUGGAACAAACCUGGCAAGUUUUUUAAUAUAGUAAAGGAUAUGAUGAAAAAUAAAGGAGUGUACCUGAUGGGCCUGCUUGGCCUACAGGUAGUAAUUGGAACCACUAUAGCAUCAUUUCAACAGAAACAGACUAUCACGUUAAUGUCAGAGGAUAGUAAACAUUAUGAUUACAGACGUAGUCUAGAUGAGGAAUUGAACAAUUAAAACAUAUAGUCGAACAUGUGUAAUCCAAACUCCGCUAGGAUCUGCCAAAGCACUAAAAGGAGAAUUUGGAGAUGUUUACAUUACAAGCCCGAAGGUUUUCUAGCAAAAUUUGGACUUAUGAAAAAAGCGUUCAUAUUGAGACAUGAGAGGUGUUUGGAUUAGAGAGAUGUUUGGAUUAACAUAUACUAGUGUGAUUAAGAAUGUAAUCUUAGUUUGAAGAGUGGAAACAUGAUUUUAAAUGUUAUAAUAUAACUAUUCAUUAGAUGGCAG